AUGCUCGUCGCUUGUCUCCCGUUCCUCCCUCGCGCCGACAACAUAAUGCAAGCCAUCCGUCGUCCUCCUUCAAGGGCUUUGAUAAUCUCCCCUCGCCUUGCUGUUCAGGCGCGGUGGGCGUCCAACAACCUCCAUAAUGGCGGCCGUGCGCAUCCUCUAUCUCGCCCGUCGAUCCCAACUCGUCGCGGCCCCACUUCGACAACUUGGUCGAGCUCGACCUUCGCGGCGAGGACUUCCAAGCAACGCGUCACGGCUUUGACGACCGUACUCCUUGCGACGCUGACGGGGACCAUCAGCUAUCUCAUUGGUCUCAAGGCUCAGGGGCCGGCUAAUCGAUCCACCGGUUCGGGGCUGUCAUCCUCGUGCAAGGAACCGACACGGCGAGACUUUGACGCCGCCGUCAAGGAACUGCGGGCGUUGCUACCCGAGGAUUCGCUCGCCUUGGAUAGGGACUCGUUGGUUGCUAGAUCACAUUCGGACUGGGCGUGUGAGCCAUUGGGCCGUCGCAACCUCGUGUUGUGAGCGGGAGUGAAGCUGACUUUAUGAUUUCCCCACACGCUCACAGCCCACGACCCAAGUGGUCUCCCCGGAGCAGUCCUGUACCCGCGCGACACCCAAGAUGUAGUCAACAUCGUCAAGCUCGCCAACAAAUACUCGAUUCCCAUCAUCCCAAUGGCGGCCAACACCUCGUUGGAAGGUCACACAGGCGCCUUGACGUACAAGUCCAAUCCUUCUGACGCCGCCUCGAUCGCUAAACGACGGCGUGGUGAGCGGAUCACUUUGCAAGAUCUCGAACCGGGAUUGGCUUGGGUCGUCGACGUUUCCGAGAAUAUGAAUGAGAUCAUCAAAAUUCAUGAACAUGAUCUGCAGAUUGUGGUACAGCCGGGAAUCAGCUACGACGCGAUCAACGAGACUUUGGCCGAGAAGAAUAUUCCGCUCUUCUUCCCCGUCGAUCCGGCUCCGUAAGUUUCUUUUCAUCAAUCGUGAUUGCUCAAAAUUACUCUCUGACCGGCAUUUCUACCUCUAUACAGGGGAGCUAUGAUUGGCGGUAUGAUUGGUAAGUUUUCUUUUUUCGACUGGCACUGGCUGGCUGCGACGUGCUCUAACUCUUAUUCGGCUGCACAGGUACGGGCGCGUCUGGUACGAACGCCGUGCGACAUGGAACAAUGCGCGAGAACGUGUACAACCUCACUGUGGUGCUCGCCGAUGGUUCAGUCAUCAAGACGCGUUCGCGGGCCAAAAAGUCGAGUGCGGGACCCAACUUGACCCAGCUCUUUAUCGGGUCCGAGGGAACGCUGGGCAUCGUCACUGAGGCAACGUUGAGGUUGGUGCCUAAGCUGCCGCAACGUGUCGGAGUGUCUGGGUUCCCGACGAUCGAGGAUGCGGCGAAUGCGGCGAGGGAUCUGGUGCAACAAGGCUAG
Molecule: messenger RNA, 1421 nt
Organism: Microbotryum saponariae
Lineage: Eukaryota; Fungi; Basidiomycota; Microbotryomycetes; Microbotryales; Microbotryaceae
Source: the annotation of a GenBank genome assembly